Molecule: messenger RNA, 1470 nt
Organism: Myiozetetes cayanensis
Lineage: Eukaryota; Metazoa; Chordata; Aves; Passeriformes; Tyrannidae
Gene: ZC3H11D
Product: chromosome unknown C12orf50 homolog
Exons: 12
Coding region: 1-1470 (489 amino acids)
Source: RefSeq, a predicted model, not a curated record
AUGGGUCCAAGGUCCUGCCAGGAGCCUGCUCCAGCGCGGGCUCUCCGCAGGGUCACAGCCUCCUUAGGGUACACCCACCUGCUCCGGUGCGGGGCCCUCCACGGGCUGCGGGUGGAUCUCUGCUCCACCGUGGACUUCCAUGGGCCGCAGGGGCACAGUCUAUUUUUGACUGUUAUACUUGCAAUACCUGAAAACUGUUUUCUCUGGCAGCAAAACUACAGCAAGUUCUCCUGUUUCUGGGAGACAGAGCCCGUAGGCUGUAGGAGGAUAAGCUGUGACUUCUUUCACAGAAAACCUCGUAAUAUAAAUGGACUUUAUUUGCCACCAAGUAACAAUGUCCCAUUAAAACAGGAUAUCCAAGGAGGGAUUCUGUUUCCAGCCCUUCGUCAAGACUCACUCAGAAAUCAAGAGAAUAUUUUAUUACCAAUUCAUCCUCCAUUGAUUAUAAACCUCAGUGAUGAAGAGGAUGAUGAAGAGGACGAUGGAGAUGAAGAGAACAAUGUUUCUAACUUGAGGCCCAAGACUGUUGCAGAUAUUGAAGAGGAAAGAGCAAUAAGGGAUAUAUGCUAUAAAUCUGGAGAGUAUUAUGGGAUUCAGAACCCUCACAAACACCAAUCAACAAAAGCUGUGUCUUCACCUUGGCAAGAUGAGCUACUACCCUUGGAAGCUGCUGAACAAAACUUGCAGAAAGGUGAUGGUAACACAAUUCCUACAAAAUGUAAUAAUGCAAGAAAAGAGAAAGAGAGUUCAGAAAGGAGAGUACCAAUAGAGAGUACUCCCAGAAAGGAUCAUAGAUCCUUUCACAAUGGAGGAGGUGGUGGUCCUGGGACACAGAGGAACACAUUUGUUGAUGGGAACAGAUUUGAGACAUUACCUUGGGAAAAAGAACGAAUUGCAUCCAAGUAUUCCAAUGUGAAAGAGACAAACCACACUGAGCUGGUAAAGAACCAUCGCUGUAAGGAAGUAAAAGAAAAUAAAUGCAUUUCUGAGGAGCCAAGGAAUUCAGCUAAUACAGUAACUGGCAAAGGAAUUCAGACUUUGGACCCUAAAGUAAAACCAAGGUACCAAAAAAGAGGUCAAAGUAAGAAUGAUGAAACUGCUCCUUCCAGUCCUUAUGGGAAAGAAACUGGAAGAUACACUAAUUUAAAUUCUCCAGAACCUCGACGAUCAGCAUAUGUAGUCUAUCGUACAGUCACUCAAAAACCAAAGUUCAAUGGAUCUACAGCAGUACCUGAAUCAUAUGGUCAAAAAUGCUCAAAACAAAAGAAUCAGCCUGACACCAAUAGGAGAUUUUGGACACAAACAGAAAACUAUGGCAAAUAUACUUCAGGAUCUUCUAAUUCACCAGCUUGGAGAAAAAGAAAUCCACAAGCAAAACCCAUCUCUAAGUUUAAAACAACCUCUCAGCAGAGCCAAGAAGAUGUGGAAGGGAAUAGAAAAGGAGAAAAAGAAAAGUCUAAAGGGAAAUAA